UCACAGCUGCCCUGGUCCUAAAAGUAUAAGAGUAUUAUCCAACCUAUAAGUAGUAGCUCGUUUUGAGAAGAUAACGAGUCAUGCGAGUUAUAUUUUUACUCUUGGUUACGUUGACAGCCGGACUUGAGGCAGUGGGACUCUCCCCCGAGAACAAGUCUGUCAGGGAAGCGUACAGAGAGUGGCUGGGAAACUUUGCUGCAGAGGAAGAAUCUGGUCUACGAACGGGAAAUAAGCAGCGGUUCAAGAUCUUCGAUGCGAACUGCAAGUACAUAAAGUCGUUCAGCAAGGAUUCCGGUUUUGGGAUGGAGCUGAACCAGUUUGCAGCCAUGUCAGAGCAAGAACUGGAGAGUUACGUAGGACUGAACAUGACAGAGAUGGUAUCACUAAAAGACCCCGUCUCCCCAGGACCCCUAUCCUCUACCCCAGUGCCCCUCUCAAGAGAUCAUCGCAGAGAGACAGGACUCACUCCUCCCCGAACAGUGGACCAUGCCCACUGUGGGGGCGGAUCCUGGGCUCACUCCGUGGUAGCAGUGUUAGAAGCCAGGUACAAGGUGCUCACUGAUGAGAUAGCUCUCUUCUCUGAGCAGGAACUUCUAGACUGUUCCUACCAUGACGGCAGGAACUCUUGUAAAGGAGGGUACAUGACUGCUGGGUUCCAGUAUGUGAAGGACGAGGGACGGAUAGCAGACAGGAGGUAUUACCCUACCUACGGAGCCUCUGGGUACUGCCAUAACAAGGUAAUGCCUAACGCCAUGACCCGGGCAGAUGUAACGGAGUAUCGGAGGUUACCAGCUGGAGAAGAUAUCCUGAUGAGAGAAGUAUCACUUAACGGCCCUGUUUCUGUGGGGAUACGAGCUGAUAAAUCUCUCUACUUCUACAAGAGUGGACUGUAUGAUGCUGCCCAAUGUUGGGAUGGUGAUAUAAACCACGCUGUUACUGCUGUAGGGUACCAGCCUGACAGAUGGAUCAUCAAGAACUGCUGGGGGACUUCCUGGGGGACUAUGAGUGGGUUCGCCUAUCUAAGCAGGAGGUAUGAGAACGUGUGUAAGAUCUCCAACUAUCCAGUAACUGUGAACAUGGGACUGAGGAGAAGUGUUGAGUCUGAUGACUGGUGUCCUCAUGUUCCCAUGCCUGAUAGGGAACCGUGCUGGUCUCAUACUGACUAUUCGUAUGUGUGGAACCAGCAGGUCUGUGAGGCUAAUGACUGUUGCUGGGACUCAGCGAAUAAGAACUGUUUUGUCAAGUCUAAGAUUACCCUCUACGAGAAACGGAACUUUGAGGGUGUUUCAGCUACUUUCUACGGCUCCAUACCUGAUCUCCAGCCGUAUGGGAUCACUCGAGUAGCUCACUCCAUCAAAGUACAUUAUGGCAACUUCAUAGUCUACACAAAAGAGAACUACGGAGCUGAGGGAGGAUCCUGGGUGAACUUCUCCUGGGUGUACUAGAGCCGGGGGAAGGCUAUCCUAAUCUAGAUGACUACAGUAUGUCCCACGCAAUCUCUUCCAUCAGAGCGCUCUCCUCCGGACGU
Molecule: messenger RNA, 1528 nt
Organism: Bolinopsis microptera
Lineage: Eukaryota; Metazoa; Ctenophora; Tentaculata; Lobata; Bolinopsidae
Product: digestive cysteine proteinase 3-like
Exons: 1
Coding region: 81-1445 (454 amino acids)
Cellular component (GO): lysosome
Molecular function (GO): cysteine-type endopeptidase activity
Source: RefSeq, a predicted model, not a curated record